UGUAGAAUAAGUCUCUCUCUCUCUCCCUUCAUAAGCACCUCAACUCUCUCCCUCUCUAAAGCUCCAAAAAAAAAACACACACACUCAAACACAAUGGAAAGCAUUGAUGAGGAAUAUACAAAUUACUGGGAAACCAAUAUGUUUCUCCGAACCGAAGAACUUGUCGAUUUUGUCGAUGAAACACUAUCUGCCUACUAUGAUUCGAGCUCUCCUGAUGGAACAAAUUCAUCAAUGACAUCAAAGAACAUUGUUUCAGAAAGGAAUAGAAGAAAAAAGCUCAAUGAAAGGCUCUAUGCAUUGAGAUCAGUGGUCCCCAAUAUUACAAAGAUGGAUAAAGCAUCAAUAAUUAGAGAUGCCAUUCAAUAUAUUGAAAAGUUGGAGAAAGAAAAGAGGAGCAUUCAAUUAGAAAUAUCAGAGUUGGAAUCUGGUACAUCAGAAAAUAGUACGACGUUCAAUUUCGAUCAAGAAUCUCCUACGUUUUGUUCAUAUCCAAAGAGAGCAAGAUUGGAUCAUGCUCGUGAUUCUAAAACAUCAAGAUCAUUUCCCAUUGAAGUUCUAGAGUUGAGGGUAUCCCACAUGGGGGGGAAGACAGUUGUGAUUAGCCUCACUUGCAGCAAUAGAACAUACACAAUUGUAAAGCUCUGUGAGAUUUUUGAAUCUUUGAAGCUCAAAAUCAUCGCUACCAACAUCACUGCCUUCUCUCAAAAUCUUUUGAAGACAGUAUUUGUUGAGGCAGAUGAAGAGGAGAGAGAACUUUUGAGACUAAAGAUAGAAGGUGCCAUAGCAGCUCUAAAUGAUCCAGACAGCCCUAUGAGCUUGUAAAAUUGUCUUUUCUCCCAUAGGAUUUAAAAAAAAAAUAAAAAUAAAAAUAAAAAAAUUCUCCUC
This is a messenger RNA of Olea europaea var. sylvestris, 885 nucleotides long. RefSeq names its product transcription factor bHLH35-like. The record is from RefSeq and is a predicted model, not a curated record. The transcript is spliced from 5 exons. Gene Ontology annotation, molecular function: sequence-specific DNA binding; protein dimerization activity; DNA-binding transcription factor activity. Gene Ontology annotation, biological process: regulation of DNA-templated transcription. Gene Ontology annotation, cellular component: nucleus. The coding region runs from base 94 to 822 and encodes 242 amino acids. NCBI's taxonomy places the organism in Eukaryota, Viridiplantae, Streptophyta, Magnoliopsida, Lamiales, Oleaceae.